AUGACAGCCUUGUCAGAUACAUCCUUCGCCAUGUUCCAUUCUCAACCUGACGCCGAGGACUAUGCUCGAUAUGCCGACUCCAGCGUCAUCUUCACUUCAGGCCCCAUGGACGUGAGCAUCCCAGCCGAUGCCUUUGGUUUCCAGCACCAGAACGCCAGCCCGGAUGCCUAUGCUUCUUCAAUGGGCUUUGUCGAGCCCUCUCUGUACGCCGAGGCACCAAACUACAUGCUCAACAGCCACGCGUCACCGAGCAUGUACACCGAUGAGUCCCCCGAUAUGAGACUGCCCUCAUCCAGUCUUUCAACUGCCUCGGCUCCAUCAACAGCUUCUUCAGCCAUUGGAUCUCCCCAAUCUCAUCACGGCCAAAUGGGUGCAAUGCCCGAGUGGGCUCCUCAGGGCCUCGGUCUCCAGCCUACAAUUGUGGGCAACGAUUACAUGGGAUCUGAUUUUGCAUCGUUCCCUGGUUCGGGAAUGGAGGAGCUUAGCUUCGACUUUCCCACGGCCAAGGCCUUUGUUGACCCUUCUCUCAUCCACCCAGAGCUUACUCGUCCUAUGGGCAUCCCCUCCUAUGACACCCACUAUCAACAACACAACCACCACACAUAUCCCGCAUCACCUUCUGCUUCUGUCUCUUCCUCUUCGCCCCAACCUCACAUGAUGAGGACCAAUAGUUCUUCACCAUUCCUCCAGGCCAGCAACUUCCAAUCCACAUUUCCCAGCAGCCCCUACUGUGCGCCAAUGGACAACCAAACCCACAUUCGCGCCCCAAGUAUCAGCCAAUUCGUUCCACCAACACCAGGCGAGUACAGCAGUGAUGAGUCCAAGGAGAAGCAGAGAUGUACUUGGCCUGAUUGUGGCAAGACCUUCAAGGAUCUCAAGGCUCACAUGCUCACUCAUCAGAAUGAGCGCCCCGAGAAGUGUCCGAUUCAGACUUGCGAGUACCACACUAAAGGUUUCGCUCGCAAGUAUGACAAGAACCGCCACACCCUCACACAUUACAAGGGCACAAUGGUCUGCGGUUUCUGCCCAGGCUCUGGAUCGGCUGCGGAGAAGUCUUUCAACCGCGCCGACGUCUUCAAGCGUCACUUGACUGCUGUCCACGGUGUUGAGCAGACACCUCCCAACAGCAGGAAGAAGUCUUCUGCCAAUGCCAACGCCACCAAGAAGCUGUCUGGCUAUGCCCCUGACGCUACUGGCAAGUGUAGCACUUGCUCCCAGACCUUCUCCAACGCCCAGGACUUCUACGAGCAUCUUGACGACUGUGUGCUUCGCAUUGUGCAGCAGGAAGACCCUUCCGAGGCCAUCAAUGCUAAGCGCCUCGCUGAGGUCGAGAACGAUAAGGAUGUUCACCAGACUCUUGAGAAGAACAACCUCCCUACCAUCACCGAUAUCAUCAUGACCAAGCACGAAGACGACGACAGUGGCGACGAGGAUGUUGAGAGCUCACCCAAGGGCAACACUUCCCCCUCUACCAAGAGAAAGGGCAACCCUGUCAACGGUGUCCAGAAGUCUCGAGGUGUUACUCACUCACGUGGCGGUGUUGCCUUGGGAACCAAGUCACGCAGUCGCAAGAACCGUCGCGAUUACCCUUCGUCAUGGGGAUUUGACAAGGGUCAGAUGACCAUGAAGAAGCGUGUCGUGGCUGUCUUCGAUGGCCCUCGACGCCUUGCCAAGGACGACAUGAUGCUCUCCACGGAUCACGAGGUCCGCAUCAAGCUGUCUGACGGCAAGUCCUAUGUUACCGACCUCGAUGUUCAGACUCUGAACCGAGCUGCCGGCUUCCACGGAGCUACUGAGGAGGAGAAGGGUCCUUGGAUCUCCGAUGACCCCACCCCCGAACAGCUCAAGGAGAUGCAGCAAAUGCUUGCAAACAACACCAGCACCACUCUGUAA
This is a messenger RNA of Fusarium pseudograminearum CS3096, 1893 nucleotides long. RefSeq lists its product as uncharacterized. The transcript is spliced from 2 exons. Gene Ontology annotation, biological process: regulation of transcription by RNA polymerase II. Gene Ontology annotation, cellular component: nucleus. Lineage: Eukaryota; Fungi; Ascomycota; Sordariomycetes; Hypocreales; Nectriaceae. The record is from RefSeq and is a predicted model, not a curated record. Bases 1 to 1893 code for a protein of 630 amino acids.